Spodoptera frugiperda (fall armyworm) is the source of this 5073-nucleotide messenger RNA. It is a transcript of the gene plx, whose product is annotated as TBC1 domain family member 4. The record is from RefSeq and is a predicted model, not a curated record. The transcript has 23 exons. NCBI's taxonomy places the organism in Eukaryota, Metazoa, Arthropoda, Insecta, Lepidoptera, Noctuidae. The coding region runs from base 661 to 4827 and encodes 1388 amino acids.
GUUACACGGCUAGUUUCUCCGACGUCCAAUUCUGGCUUGGAGCCGUACUUAUAGUUCUCGCGUGUGAAAUGGACCUAAUAUACUUUCAUAUAUUAAACGCUAUGGACAUAGAAUUACGUUAAAAGUGUUCUAUAAAUUGUGAUAGUGAUUUCUCAUUUAUAUUGUGUUGGUACGUUUUCAAAAUAGAACGAUGAGUUUGUGCCAAUUUUGUGUGUGAGUUGAGUUGUAAAUAAAUAACAUAUGAUUUCGCGCACAUUCUUUUUUUUUGGAAAAUGUUACUCUACUGACGGAUUCUGAUGUGCGUAGGAAACGAAUUUGACUUUUGGAAGCAUAUUGAUAACGUUUCAAGGAUAUUUGUUGACGAAAAUGGAAUAUAAAAUACAACGCUGACAGUUGAAAAAAGAAUAACAAAUUCUGAAUUCAAAUUUUAAAAACAAAAGAAAGUGUCAAUGUCACUGGCUGGAUAAAUAUUCAAACAUAAAAGGAAUGUCGCCGUUCUGAAUUUAAAAUUCAAAUUAAUUCUUAAAUAACGAUUUUUUAAUUGUGAUUGAUGGGUUUAUAAUUAUUAUAAUGUGCUAUGACGUCAUAGUACAAGAGACAAUCGUUCUGUUUUGCUCCACAAUUGAUUGACUGAGGAAGAUUUUCAUAAAAUUAUAAAAAAUGCAUACAACUCGUCCCGUAUUCGGUUCACACUCGGACACGUCAGCUAUCAAUAUAAAGAGUAUGGUGGCAGAACUCUUCACACAAAUGCGGGAGCCAUCUCCAGGUACGGCCAGCCCUAGAGGCUCCAACACCUCCCUCUCCAAUGGCGCGGUCACCAAGAACAUCGGCUUCCAACAGCAGAACAGCUCUGAACACCUACCAUGGAGCAGCCCUGCUAUUUCUUUGCCAGGAAACUGUAAUUCCAACUUGACAAGUGAAAAUCAGAACCCAAUGGGUCGUACGCUCAGCAAUGCGUCCGCGCUCACCUCGCUGUGUGCUGACCUGUCGGCUUCCGAUUCACACUUCUUUGAGGUUGCAUACAUCGGAAAGGUGAGGAUAUCGCAGCGGAAGGUCCCAGAAUCCUUAAUCGACGAUGCCCUCAUCAAGUUUGCUCAGCAUGAAGCGGAAAAAGCGAUGAAGCAGCGCCGACAUAGCUUACUAUCUUCUACUGGGACCUCAAUAUACAGUAGCAACGAUUCAAAAGAAAACUUAGAACAAGAUGAUAAUUCACCACCAAAGGACAUAUUUAAAAACCAUAGAAAAAUCCUAAUACCAAGCACAACUCCCUUAGAACCUGACAAGGCUUGGGCGAGUGCAGAAACUUUAAACGCUAAACCAGACCCAAAGAAAAUUGAUGAAGAAUUCGAUAUGUUCACUAAAGAACGAAUAGAAAAUAACACUAGAAAACCAACCACACCUUUAGAACCGAACGUCUUAGUCCUAAACGUACCAAAAAAUAAUUUAGACACAGUCAAAGAAGAGGACAAAUCGGAUAUUUUCUCCGUAAUAUCCGAAACAGCGUCUUCUAUAACGCAGUUUUGCGAAAAAUCCAAAUUGGAGGACUCGAAAAUGGACGCGAAAAGUCCAGAUUCGGUUGGGACUAAGCCAGAUUUUAGCCAGAAGGGAGAUUUAAGAGAAGAUAGUCCUGCGCCAAUGAAUUUUAAAGAAAUUAGCAGGAAGCCCGUUACAAUUGAAAGAAAGACGUUGAAUGAAAAUAAGCCGUUUUUGAGAGAUAGGUCUGCUUCUAUUGGGACGAUCAAUCAGAAGACGCCUAUAACUCAAUUGAUUGGAGAACAGAAUAGGACUAUGCUGUUUCAGGUCGGCAGAUCAGAACUCCGCCUUAUAAGUCCGGAUCGAAAACAAAUAUUGUUGCACAGAGCGUUCAAAGAUGUCGCCUCCUGCGUGUUAGGGAGGCUGAACAAGGAACAUUUCGGUUUUGUCUGUAGAGAAACCAAUGACACAUACGCUUGUUACGUUUUUAAAUGUGAGAGCGAUUCUGUGGCUUUAGAGUUGAUUAAUGCUAUAAAACAAGCAUUCGUCGCUCACGCCGACCUUUUGAAGAAAACGCGAGAGAAGUCACCGAACAUGACUUGUGAACACUGCCCUAUGUUGUGGUACCAUCGACUCUGCCAUGAUAUUGAAGGUAUGAACGACAAAAAGACUCAUGCGUUCAUCCUCCGCCGCAUCGAACAGCUGCCUGAAGAUGAACAGGACCUCAUCAUCACCAAGUACCAGGGUGGUACCAACCAUAUGUACGAGACGAGUGAGCACAACGCAUUCCUAAUGAUGUUGCUACGUGCGCACUGCGAGGCGAAGCAAACGAGGCAUGUUCACGACACUGCUGAAAAUAGGUCAGAGUUUCUAAACCAGUACUUAGGUGGCAGCACUAUAUUCUCCAAAGCCAGGCGUUCUAUUUCAAGCAGUUUCGAUCUCCUCAAACGGAAAGCAAGCAGAGAUGAUGGCACUCCACCUGUUAUUAAGAAGGAGACCUCCCCGCUCCCCACUCCAGUACCGAUAGUAUUGGACUCAGCAUCAGAAAGCAACCAGGACCUGCUGACUCCAGAAGUAGUCAGAAGCAAGAGUUUGUCACCAGCUGUAAUAGAAGAAGUGAAUCCAUCUCCUCGAUCCAACAUGACUCCCACUCCAGAAGAGAGUGAGGAGACAGCAGGAGAUUCCACGCCUGUCAACUCUCCUAUGAUGGAUAUUUUCCUCAAGGUGAGUGACAACCGCCCCGCUCAAGUGGAGGCCGGCAGCGAGAAUGAGGCUACUUGGAGACAGGCCAUCUAUGAGAAGAUUGUACAACCAGAAGUGCAGGUUGAAGGAGAGCUAACAGUUCUUCGGAAACCAUCAGGGCCUAAAGGGAAGAGGAGCAGGGAAGAACUGCGCCAGCUGUGGAAGAUGGCGAUAGACCAGACCAUACUACUGGUUAGGAUGGAGAAGGAGAAUGCUAGGCUUAAGGAAAGCGAGGAAUCAUCAGCAGUGCGGAGAAUAAAGCUGGAAUAUAAUGAACUGAGUAUUUGCGACGGAGGGGUCAGCUUAAUGUGGGACUCUCUGCUGUCUAGAGACCAUUCUCAACCAAUGGCUAAAGUCGACCGGCAUAUGUUGACCCAGGCUGUCAUACAAGGAGUGCCCCGCAUGUCCCGCGGCGGAGUCUGGUACUUCCUGGCGGAGCAGGCGUGUCUGCGCGGCCCGCCGCCCGACAUCAAGGCGUGCCCGCAGUACCACGCGCCAUACUCCGCGCUGCUGGCCGGGCUCACCAAGCAUCAACACGCCAUACUCAUCGACCUCGGCCGUACAUUCCCGAAGCACUCGUACUUCGCAUCAGCGCUGGGGCCGGGUCAGCUCGCUCUCUACAACAUACUGAAGGCAUACUCCUUGCUGGACCCUGAUGUCGGAUACUGCCAGGGUCUCAGCUUCGUGGCUGGAGUUCUGUUGUUGCAUAUGGAGGAAGCAGAAGCCUUUGUACUGCUUCGUCACUUGAUGUUCAGGCGUGGGCUGAGGAAGCAGUAUCUACCAGACAUGAGCGCUUUGCAAGUACAGCUGUACCAGCUAUCCCGUCUCCUCCGCGACCACGAACCAGAUCUGCACGCGAAGCUGGAGGCGCUGGACAUAUCCCCAGCAUUGUACGCAGCGCCCUGGAUGCUCACACUCUUCACCAGCCAGUUUCCUCUGGGAUUCGUUGUUAGAGUGUUUGACCUGAUAUUCCUGGAGUCCCUGGACGUAGUAUUCUCGGUGUCGCUGGCGCUGCUGUCGGCCCACAAGGACGGACUGAUGAUGUGCGAGAGCUGCGAGGAAGCCGCCGAGUACCUCAAACACAAACUGCCCGACAUGAACCGAGCUAUGUAUGAGAAGGUUAUGAAGAAGGUGAUAUCCCUAGACAUAAGCCGUCAGCUAUGUGACUACGCAGUGGAGUACGCCGUACUUAGAGAGGAGAUGCCUCGCCUCGCCACCCUCACUGAAGAGAACCGACAACUGCUCGAAGAUAAGGCCAGGAUGGGAGAGGAACUUGAUGAGGCAAUGGAUGCAAUAACAAACUACCAGAAGAACCAAGCGAGACUGGAAGCUACCAACAAAACACUAGAACAACAACUAACAUUACUCUCAAGAUACAUCUCGGCCAACCACAAGCAAGAUCUCCCGCUAGAAAUAAAAAAAAUCGUCCAAAAUCACAGCAAAAAAUUAACAUUCAAAAUAUUCUCGACAAAAUUCUCAAACGACGAACAACAAGAAGAUCCGCGAAAGAACUUCAAAACAGGCAUAAGUUCGCCGAAUCUAUUUGCGAAAAUUCGCGAAGACUCCCCCAAAGAAAUAGAUCAUGAGCGAAAACAAUUUAUGAUGAAAAAAUCCCAGUCAGUCCAUUCUGGUCUAAUCGCAAACAUGAAGAAUUAUCAUCUGAAAGUUUUAGACGAAAAAGUGGAAAAUAAAACGGAAAACAUAACAGAUUCUUUAAAAGAACUCGGUAAAAAGAGUUCCGGGUUUUUCGCGAGCACUCACGAACAGAUUCGGCAAGAAAGGCUAUUCGAACACCAAUUGAAGAGUAAUUUCGACGAAAAUCUAAGAAAAUUGGACGAAAAAUUGAAUGAAAAGUUGAAUCCGUCUUCUUAUAUGGACGAUCUAAGUAUGUUUCAGAGUAGGAAAAGUAUGUCUUUGAAUUUGACGCCUAUAAAGGAUGGUAAAGUGAAUGAUAGUGGGUUCGUUACCCCGUUGAGUCCUGAGGACAAGAAGGAAGAUUCUUGUUCUACAAUUUCUCAUCCGUUAAGCGAUUGUGAUGUGGAAAUUAAAUUUGAUGGACAGUCGACUAAACUAAAGCAGAUUAGACCUAUCAAACAUGUUGAAAAAUCUUAGUAAAUAGUUCUAAAGCCUUUUAUCGCCAACCCCUACUACACUCAAGCUUCCUUGUGCGAACUGCUAGGGAGUGGAACUCCUUGCCGGAGUCUGUGUUUCCUGAUGGGUAUAACUUGGGUGUCUUCAAAGCCCGAGUGAAUAGGUUGCUUAUGGGCAGACGUGCUCCAUCGUAGGCCGCAUCAUCACUUACCAUCAGGCGAGAUAGCGGCCAAACGUCGACCUAUCAAAUGUAAAAAAAUAAUUAAA